AUGCCCUGCACGAUGCUGAAGGGGUUGUUGAGCCAGUCGGCCACGCACGGCAUGGCGGGGGCGAGCCUCGCCCAGGGAGGGGCGGGGGCCGCCGCCGCCGCGCCCUACCGCCGCCGCGCCCUGCCGCCUGCAAGCCCUGCACAGGGGCGCCCGGCUUCCGCCCUCUUCCUCCCCCUCCUCCUCGUCCUCGUCCUCCUCUCGCGGCGGCCGCGGCAAUGGCGGCGGCGCCGGGGCAGAGCAGGGCCGGGCCCGCCCCGCCCGCCUUCUCCUCCUCCCGCACCCGUGCGCGGGGCGGGGGCGGGCGCCGCCGCCGCCGCCAUGUUGGGAGCGGGCAGCGGCGAGGGCGGAAGGGGCCGGGCGGCUGCGGGGAAGAGACGUGGAAGCGGCGCGGCCAUGGCGGCGGCGAAGCCCGGCGCCGGCGGCACCAACCUGCUCUUCUCCUCCUCCGCCACCGAGUUCAACUUCACCGUGCCCUUCAUCCCGGUCAGCCAGGCCCCGGCCGCGCCGCCAGGCCCUGCUCUCCUUGCGGCGGAUGAUUCUGCAGAUGUUGGUGAAGAGGACAGCUUCUUGGGUCAGACUUCUGCUAGCCCUAGUCCACCACAGACUUUCAGCUAUUUCUCUCAAGUACCUAGCAGCAGUGAUCCAUUUGGAAGCAUUGGGCAGCCACCCUUAGCAGAUGUUGCACCACCUGUUGGAGCACCAGCCUUCUCCAAGCCUCCACAUUCUCUUCCUCUGGGGUUGGAAGAUGGGCAAAAUGCUUUUUCCCCUCAUAUUCCCAAGACACAGUCCUCUUACAGCGCACCACCUACUUCACAGGUGGGAAUCACUGCUUAUCAGACUCCUCAGCAGAGCUGCCCUCCACCUGCAAAUGUUUCUGCUCUUCCCCAUGGAACAUCUCAGCAGGGAUAUAACCCUUAUCGCCAUACCACCUUGAGUAGCAGAGCUAACCCGUACCUGACUCCACCACAGCUGCAGCAGAGUCAUCCUCCAGCCCAGUCUGUUCACCCACCACCAUCUAUACCACCAGUCCAGAUGUAUCAAGCACCUCCAAGUUCUUUGACACAGUUUCCACCAUCUCAGGCUUCCAGGCCCACAGGUCCACUGGUCCAGGCACCUCCUGUUUUGCUGCAGAACCAAUAUGAGCCCGUUCAGCCUCACUGGUUCUACUGUAAGGAGGUGGAAGACAAGCAGAUAUGGAUGCCAUUCAGUCUUCUAGAUUCUGUAAAACUAGAGGAAGUCUAUAACUCUGUCCAGCCUGAUCCUGAAAGUGUGGUUUUGAGCACUGAUGGGGGACGCUACGAUGUGUACCUAUACGACAGAAUGAGAAAGGCUGUUUAUUGGGAAGAAGAGCCUUCUGAAGUGAGACGAUGUAUGUGGUUUUAUAAGGGAGACAAGGAUAGCCGGUUUAUUCCUUACACUGAGGAUUUUAGUGAUAAGCUAGAGGCAGAAUAUAAAAGGGCUGUAACUACAAGUCAAUGGCAUCGGCGACUUGAAUUCCCAAAUGGGGAGACAAUUGUUAUGCAUAAUCCUAAGGUCAUCGUUCAGUUCCAGCCCUCUGCCUCACCAGAUGAAUGGGGCACCGCUCAAGAUGGGCAGGCAAGACCAAGGGUAGUAAAACGUGGAAUUGAUGACCAUGAUGAAAUUCCUGAUGGAGAAAUGUCUCAAAUUGACCAUUUAGUAUUUAUGGUUCAUGGCAUAGGUCCUGUGUGUGACUUGAGAUUUAGAAGCAUUGUUGAAUGUGUUGAUGAUUUCAGGACUGUCUCUCUGAAGUUGUUGCAGACUCACUUUAAGAAAUCUUUAGAGGAACAUAAAAUCAGCAGAGUGGAAUUCCUGCCAGUUCACUGGCAUAGUUCUCUGCAUGGUGAUGCAACAGGUGUAGACAGGAACAUUAAAAAAAUCACUUUGCCAAGCAUUGGACGUCUGCGCCACUUCACCAAUGAAACGCUCCUUGACAUACUGUUUUACAACAGCCCCACCUACUGUCAGACAAUUGUGGAUAAAGUAGGGCUGGAAAUGAAUCGUUUAUAUGCACUCUUCAUGAGUCGAAACCCAGACUUCAAAGGAGGAGUCUCUGUGGCUGGGCACAGUUUAGGUUCCUUAAUUCUAUUUGACAUAUUGUCAAAUCAGAAGGACUUGGCUUCAUCAGUAGAUACUGGAUCUUUCUCUGGUGUCAACGGGACUGUAAAAGAUGUGGCUGUUCAUGAUAAACAGGUGGCAGAAGAUACCAGUUCCUUGGGCUCCUCAAUUGCAACUUCCGGUGAUGACCUUUGUGAGCCUGAAGUAGAUGAUGAUGUUCCUACUUUGCAGAAGACUCUGGAAAUGCUUAGUUUGUCAGAGUAUAUCAGCACGUUUGAAAAGGAGCGAAUUGAUAUGGAAUGUCUGCUGAUGUGUACAGUUGAUGACUUGAAGGAAAUGGGGAUACCUCUUGGACCAAGAAAGAAAAUAGCUAAUUUUGUGAAAGAGAGAGCAGCCAAGCAGGAACAAAAGAAAUCAGCAGCCGAAAAGAAGGCAAUGCAGGUUGCUAUGCUCCAAACUCAAGAAGCUGCCCAGAAAGCAAAAGAGGCUAUUACUCCUGUCUCUCCUUCAGAGUCUGGUCGGCUGCCCUCAAAGAGGAAGCUUCCAGUUGGUGCCUCUGUUUCCUCAGUGAACAUUGACUAUGAAUAUUUUGAAGUUGGAACUGGUCAGGUUUCUGUGGUUUACAGUGCAUUAGACUUUGAACCAGAUAUUUUUUUUGCUCUGGGUUCUCCUAUUGGUGUAUUCCUUACUGUGCGAGGAAUAGAGAAGAUUGAUGAAAAAUACAGACUUCCUACCUGCAAGGGAUUCUUCAAUAUAUAUCAUCCACUUGAUCCAGUAGCUUACAGGUUAGAACCGAUGAUCAUUGAAGACAUGGAUUUAAAACCAGUUCUUAUUCCACAUCAUAAAGGCAGAAAAAGACUUCAUCUGGAGUUGAAAGACUCUCUCUCUCGUAUGGGAUCUGAUCUGAAACAGGGUUUUAUCAGCUCUUUGAAGAGUGCAUGGCAGACCCUUAAUGAAUUUGCACGUGCUCAUACUUCAACUCAGCUACAGGCAGAACUGGAGAAAGUAGCUAACCAAAUAAAAGAAGAAGAAGAAAAGCAAGUUGUGGAAGCUGAAAAGAUCACUGAAAGUCCAGACCCUCCAAAAGAUGAAAAUAUCUUAGUGAAGGUUGGAAUGCUAAAUGGAGGACGUCGUAUUGACUAUGUUCUACAAGAAAAACCAAUAGAAAGCUUCAAUGAAUACAUUUUUGCUUUACAGAGUCAUUUGUGCUACUGGGAAUCUGAAGACACUGCCUUGCUAUUUCUCAAAGAAAUAUACAGGACAAUGAAUAUCAAUCCUGAACAGCCACAGCAUUGAUGUAUAGAUAUACGAAUUUCCAAACCUGUUGCUCUGACAAACCUGGUCCUUAGCUACAGGGGAAGGGAUAAGAGUGGGACUCUUCUCCUGCCAGUCCAGAACUCAUUUGGAUUCUGCUGCCUUGUGUCACAUGAAGCAAAAUUAAAUUUUGAAAAGAUCAACACCAUCAUUCAAGGAACAAAUAGAAUGAUACGAUUUUGGUCUUAAAUCGGUUUAAUUGUACAGUUGCCAAAGAUAGUGAUCACUGAAGAAGUAUUUUUGGCAUGCAAAUAAUUUUCUCCUUUCUCCUAUCUUAGCUGAUUGUCAAAUGUGUUGCUAUCAAGGCAGCAUGUCCUUUAUUAAAAAGGACUUGUUGAGAAACAGCAAUAACCUGCUUUCCUUGAAACACCUGUUGAUCUAUCUUUUAAAAACAAAUGUGAACUGUAGUUAUAACCAGCUUAAAUACAAAUUACACGAAGCUGUUUAUUUACUAAAAGCUAGCAACCAGAAUCAUUUUCUUACUAUUGUAAGUGUCGUAUGGAGAUUUUAUAAAAGACCUUUUUAAGCCUC
Molecule: messenger RNA, 3921 nt
Organism: Rhea pennata
Lineage: Eukaryota; Metazoa; Chordata; Aves; Rheiformes; Rheidae
Gene: SEC23IP
Product: SEC23 interacting protein
Biological process (GO): endoplasmic reticulum to Golgi vesicle-mediated transport
Cellular component (GO): COPII-coated ER to Golgi transport vesicle; cytoplasm
Molecular function (GO): metal ion binding; protein binding; glycerophospholipase activity
Source: RefSeq, a predicted model, not a curated record